GUUUUAUCACUCAAAUCCGGGCUUCUCUUUAGUUUACUCCGGCCGGCAAAUCCCAUCGUGCACUGCAAAGGUACCGCCGGCACUCGAACCAGAGCCACCGUGCUGCGCUGCGUAGCGGAGGAGACCGGAAGGGGCUGCGCCCGCGGCGAGAUGGGGACGGAGGGUUCGUCGGCGGCGGCGAGGCAGGCCAAGGAGUCGCUGGAGCUGGCGUUCCAGAUGUCCCAGAUCCUGGACACGGGGCUCGACCGCCACACCCUGUCGCUGCUCAUGGCGCUCUGCGACCGCGGCGCCAACCCGGAGGCCCUCGCCGCCCUCGUCCGCGAGGUCUCCUCCGCCGCUCCCCCGACGACCGCCGCCGCCGCCGCCGCCGCCCCCGCGCCCGCCACGCCCGCCGCCUCGAUGUUUCCUUCCGGCUUCCGCCAGCCCUAGCUAGGGUUUGUGAUUUGUGACCCCCAAUUCUUCCCGACCGCUUGAUCAUCACCAUUGUAUGCGUGAACUUAGGCCUUCUGUUCUGUAGGAUGAAAUUGGUUUGUGAUUUGUGUUCUCAAGAGUGGUAAUGCUGGGAGUUUGUGUCAAGCUAUGUUACAUUCUAGCACAUGGAUUCAGUUCGUUGAAUUAUCCAUAUGCUUAUGACAUCAAUACGUAUGGUUAGAGAGACGAAUUGGCUAUAAGAUUCUGAACACUAUCUCUCUUUCUCUG
Messenger RNA from Brachypodium distachyon (stiff brome), 699 nucleotides. Its product is annotated as mitotic-spindle organizing protein 1A. Bases 151 to 429 code for a protein of 92 amino acids. NCBI's taxonomy places the organism in Eukaryota, Viridiplantae, Streptophyta, Magnoliopsida, Poales, Poaceae. Gene Ontology annotation, cellular component: gamma-tubulin ring complex; spindle; interphase microtubule organizing center. Gene Ontology annotation, biological process: mitotic spindle assembly; microtubule nucleation by interphase microtubule organizing center; gamma-tubulin complex localization. The transcript has a single exon. The record is from RefSeq and is a predicted model, not a curated record.